AUGAUCCAGUUCUUGGUGUUGUAUCCAUUUAUUUGCGUUAGCACCGUUGCCUUCAGUUGGCAACCACUGCGCCAGCAACCGAAGCGUCAUUCUUCUCCAUUGUUUCUGUCCCGAUUGUCGAGUUUUGACCAUGUGGAUUGGCAGUCCAUUUUGAAUGAUAUUGCCACGGACAUUCAGCCCUAUCUGGCCAAGGGAAAAGUAGCUUCCUACAUUCCUGCCUUGGCAAAUGUCGAUCCCCACCAAUUUGGAAUUGCCUUUACCGAUAUUCGAGGCAAUACGUACAAGGCCGGCCCGAGUGCCGAUACUCCCUUUUCCAUUCAAUCCAUUUCCAAAGUAUUUGCCUUGGUCAUGGCAUUGGACCUCGAAGGAGAAGCACUCUGGAAAAAAGUCGGACGAGAACCUUCCGGAGGCAGGUUCAACUCCAUUGUGCAGUUGGAAAGCGAACAAGGGAGACCUCGAAAUCCAUUCAUCAAUGCAGGAGCCAUUGCCGUUACCAACAGUAUCCAACAACAUUAUUGUAGUGGUAGCGACAGUAAUAAUAAGGAAGAUGACAAGAAACUCUAUACACGACAAUACACCCACAAGACCAGUCCGGACGAGUACAAUUCCAUUGCCAUUAACAAAAUACUGGACUUUCUAAAGACGUGUGCGCAAACUGAUCAGGACAUUCGAAUCGACCCCGAGGUGGCGCGCAGCGAAGCCCUGUUUGGAGACCGGAAUCGGGCACUGGCCUACUUUAUGAGAUCCUAUGGGGUCGUACAGGGAGAUAUCGGACAAACGCUACACACAUACUUUCAUCAGUGUGCCUUGGAAAUGAGUGUCACCACGCUCUCAAAGGCAGGACUCUUUUUGGCAGCAGCAGGGCAGAAUCCACUCGCAGAGGAUGAUGGUGCCAUGUUGGUCACUUCACAUGACCAUGUCGACCGCGUCAACUCACUCAUGAUGUUGUGUGGACAUUAUGACAUGUCAGGUGACUUUGCCUUUCGGGUUGGCCUCGCGGGGAAAUCUGGUGUGGGAGGAGGGAUCUUGGCGGUGGUACCAGAUGUAGGAACAUUGGCAGUCUGGUCUCCUCGACUCAACAAAGCUGGCAACUCGUACGCUGGAACCUUGGCUCUGGAAUGGUUCUCAGGGCGUACAGGCGUCAAUCUAUUCUAA
Seminavis robusta is the source of this 1155-nucleotide messenger RNA. Lineage: Eukaryota; Bacillariophyta; Bacillariophyceae; Naviculales; Naviculaceae. The record is from the annotation of a GenBank genome assembly.